Dictyostelium purpureum is the source of this 744-nucleotide messenger RNA. RefSeq lists its product as uncharacterized. The record is from RefSeq and is a predicted model, not a curated record. The coding region runs from base 1 to 744 and encodes 247 amino acids. Lineage: Eukaryota; Evosea; Eumycetozoa; Dictyosteliales; Dictyosteliaceae. The transcript has a single exon.
AUGUCAUUGUUACCCAAUUAUAUAUUUAAAGAAAUCCUAGAACCAAUAAUUAAAUAUCUAUAUAAUGACACAAAAUUUAAAAAAAAUAAAGAAAUAAAAUUAACUAAUGAAAAUAACAAUGAAAUAAUAACAUAUAGUUUAGUGUCCAAACAUUGGUUUAAUACUAUAUCAAAUUUAUUUCCUAUUCAUUUAAAAUACCACAAUAUUAAAAUACUGAAACCAUUGAUCGAAAUCCCCGAUAGUAAAUACAAACUAAUUAAAAACAAUGAUAUUAUAAAGGUGUCUUCAUUAACCAAAUUUUACCAAUCAAACCAUGACAAUGACGUUAUUAAUAAGAAAGCAAUAAUUAGAAUCAAAGAUCAUAACCAUGUAAACAUCAACGAGUUAAAAGAACUAUUCAAACAACCCAAUGAAAAUAUAGAAUUUUUAGUAAACAUUCAACUUGUAUACAGAGAGGAUUUUAACGAAAAUAACAUCAUUAAAAUCAAUACUCUAAUUGACAAUUUUAAUUUUUACGGUAAAAUCAAAUCUUUCAACAUCUUUUAUAAAGCCAUAAAUAUUGAGCAAUGUAAAAUAGUAACGGAACUGUACAAGAAGGUUUUAGAAUUUAAAAAAACAAAGUCAUUCGCUUUACAUGGGCUAGCCAACGGUGUUGCUGACUCAUAUUUGUUUGGGGGAUACCUGUGUAAAACAUAUCGAAAUGGGUCCGUUGUUAUCUCCAAAGAACAUUUCAAAAAUAGAUAA